Drosophila ficusphila is the source of this 1671-nucleotide messenger RNA. RefSeq names its product probable cytochrome P450 304a1 (gene Cyp304a1). Lineage: Eukaryota; Metazoa; Arthropoda; Insecta; Diptera; Drosophilidae. Gene Ontology annotation, molecular function: heme binding; monooxygenase activity; oxidoreductase activity, acting on paired donors, with incorporation or reduction of molecular oxygen. The coding region runs from base 34 to 1566 and encodes 510 amino acids. The transcript has 4 exons. The record is from RefSeq and is a predicted model, not a curated record.
GGCGAUGGGUUCAGUUGGUGGCCGGACUCCAAGAUGAUCACGGAACUUCUCCUGGCGAUCUGCACCGCGGUGCUCCUUUGCCUCUCGUAUCGAUAUGCGGUGGCUCGGCCCUCCGGCUUUCCUCCCGGUCCUCCGAGGAUUCCGUUGUUCGGGAGCUAUCUAUUCCUGCUGAUGCUGAACUUUAAGUAUCUGCACAAGGCCGCUUUGACCCUCAGUCGGUGGUAUAAAUCGGAUAUAAUCGGACUGCACGUGGGUCCUUUUCCGGUGGCUGUCGUUCACAAUGCUCAGGGAGUUCGCGAGAUCCUCAACAACAAGGUUUUCGAUGGACGUCCUCAGCUUUUCGUUGCCGCAAUGCGGGAUUCCGGUCCAGAUGUUCGAGGCAUCUUCUUUCAGGACGGACCUUUGUGGAAGGAGCAGCGCCGCUUUAUCCUUCGCUAUCUGCGUGACUUUGGCUUCGGUCGUCGUUUCGAGCAACUGGAGCUGGUUAUCCAGGAGCAGUUGACGGACAUGCUCGAUCUGAUCCGCAACGGACCCAAGUAUCCGCACGAGCACGAAAUGGUAAAACCAGGAGGAUACCGCGUGCUCCUGCCGCUGCUGUUCAAUCCCUUCUCGGCCAACUGCCACUUCCACAUUGUUUACAACGAGUGUAUGAGUCGCGAGGAGAUGAGCAGACUGGUGAAGCUCUGCCAGAUGGGAAUGCAGUUCCAGCGGAAUGCGGACGACUACGGCAGGAUGUUGAGUAUACUCCCGUGGAUUCGACACUUUUGGCCCGAGAGGAGUGGCUACAACAAACUGAAUGAAUCCAACAUAUUUGUGCACAAGUUUUUCGCUGAGUUUGUGGACAAAUAUUUGGAUAGCUACGAGGAGGGAGUGGAACGCAACUUCAUGGAUGUCUACAUUGCGGAAAUGAGACGCAAUUCUGGUUACGGAUUCAAUCGGGAUCAGCUCAUCAUGGGCCUGGUGGACUUCUCCUUUCCGGCGUUAACUGCCAUCGGAGUUCAGUUGUCGCUGCUCAUUCAGUACCUCUUGUUGUAUCCUUCGGUGCUGCGAUCGAUGCAGAAGGAAAUCGACGAGGUGGUCGGAUGCGGACGUCUGCCCACUCUGGAGGAUCGCAAGAAUCUGCCCUUCACCGAGGCCACUAUUCGCGAGGGUCUUCGGAUCGAAACUCUGGUUCCCUCGGAUGUGCCGCACAAGGCGAUGGAGGACACCGAGUUGCUGGGAUACCAGAUACCCAAGGACACCAUUGUGAUACCCAGCUUGUAUGCCUUCCAUUCGGACUGUCGCGUUUGGUCGAAGCCGGAAGAAUUCCGGCCGGAAAGAUUCCUCGACGAGAAGGGAAAGCUCAGUCUGAAAUUGGAUGUUUCACUGCCCUUCGGAGCGGGAAAAAGGCUUUGCGCCGGUGAAACUUUCGCCAGGAAUAUGCUCUUCCUGAUGACAGCGACCAUGUGCCAGCACUUUGACUUUGUGUUGAGUCCGAAUGACCGGUUGCCCGAUCUCUCCAAGAACCUCAACGGUCUGAUUAUCUCGCCUCCUGAUUUCUGGGUGCAGCUAAAGGAUCGCCAUUAAAGACUCAGUGUGAAAGUAUCCAAGAAACUAGAAUUACCUGAUUUGUAUCUUAAGAAUUCUUUAAACUAUAUACUUUUUAUAAUAUAAAACUAGUUUUGUAAGCAA